Messenger RNA from Antechinus flavipes (yellow-footed antechinus), 2060 nucleotides. RefSeq names its product translation initiation factor IF-2-like. The transcript has 4 exons. Lineage: Eukaryota; Metazoa; Chordata; Mammalia; Dasyuromorphia; Dasyuridae. The record is from RefSeq and is a predicted model, not a curated record. Bases 1 to 1155 code for a protein of 384 amino acids.
AUGGAUUCAGAGAUUUUAGAGCUAAGAGCUCUUGCCAGCACCUCGGCUAGCUCACAGCUGGUGCCCAGCUCCGCGGCGAUAGCAACCCCAGAGCCUCCCCACGGGCAGCUCUGCGGCUACAACGGGCAAGAACCGGACGUGGGCAAAGGGCAGACAAGGCUCCCCCCGACCCAUGUGCCCCAGACACCUGGCCCAGGUGUGACAUCCCCUCCCCCAUGUUCCUCUAUCCCUGGCGUGGACACUCACCUAUCCAGGGGCGGCUCGCUCUCCUCCUCAGUCCUCUCCUCUCUCCUGCGGCUUCUCGUCCCCGGGCCCCCCGCCCGGCACAUCUCCCGGAGCCGAGGAAGGGGGGUGGUGGCGGAGAGAGGGCGGGCUCCGGGGCUCCCCCUCCCCCAGCCCACCGCCACCACCACCAAAAAUUUAGCGGGGGAAAAAAUCGAAUUUGACAAUCCACUCCCCAGCUGGGUGUGGGGAGGGGGCGCAGGCUCCGGGGCUGGAGGUGCAGAUCGGGGCGAGUGGGUCUUUUUCCCCCCUGGUGUGGGAGGGAGCUGGGGGAGGGGAGUGGGCAGCGUCAGGGCUCCGGGGCCCGGGGCUGGGGCGAGGCGGCAGCGACACGAGCGGGCAGCAUCUCUCCCCCGCUUUCUCUUGGCUCCCCCGACGGCGGCGGCGGCGGCACGUGUGAGUCCAGCCGACUCCCCCCGCCCCCCCUCCGACGGCGGUGGCGGCGGCGGCGGCGGCAGCGGCGGCGAAUGGGUUAACGGGGCAGCUCCAGCCCCCCGCCCGCUGCCCCCAGCCGGGCGAGGCCGCUCCGGGACUCCCGCUCAGCCAUCCGCCGGGGCCUCCUCUGCGGAUGCGAAACUGCGGGGGACCCAGGUCCCAGGACAGCUACCUGGAAUACUGCUGCUGCGGCGGCUGCUACGAGAACGAGGGGCUCCCGCCCCUACGGCUCGAGCUCCCUGCAGUGCCCGCGGGGGGCUCCAAGAGAGCGGGGAACUUGGGGGGAGGUGGCGCGGAGCUAAUGGAGGAGCUCGGGAAAAGGGGGGGCGGCUAGAGAAGGAGACGGUGGCUGGCGGCGCGUUGCAUCGUGGGGGGGAGGGGCGGAGCUGGGGCGGAGAGGGGCGCUGGGCCCUGGCCCCUUUUUGCACCUCGGGAUGAACGGAUGGAGCCGGCGCCCGGACACAGCAAUGACAAGCCGCCUGCCUGUUCUCUUCGCUCUCCAGCGCACCAGCUACGGGAGGGGAGGAAAAGGAAGGGGGGGCGGUAGGUAGCGGCAAAACUCGGCCUGGAGCUCCCUACAGGACUGGGGCCGUUGCAACCAGCACCAAUGCAGCGAGGGAAAAAACAAAAACACGGCUUGGAUUUCUUUUUCUCUCUCCCCCCCUCCGCCCCCCAACUCUCCCGCCAGGUUUUUCCCCAGUCCCAAGAAAAAUUAGGAAAGGGGGAAUGAGACGUGCCAAAUUUAAGAAGGGAUAUGAAAAACGAGGAUUGGAUUGAAUUGAGAAUGGAGAAGGGAUGCGACAUGCCCAAUUGCACCGGGGGCAUGCAAAUUGCGGACCGGAUUCCACCCUGGAAGACGGAAGACUGCGUCAUGCCCAAUGCAGUGAGAACAAGAAAAAGCCAGGUCUGGAUUUUCCCAAGAACAGGGUCGGUUUGGGAGGGUAAAGAAGGAAGGAAGGAAGGAUGGAUGUAAAGUGGUUGAUGCAGCGUGGGCAGGUCUCGGUUGCUCAGGCGGCUACGUGCAAAGGGAAAAGACAAAAUGCGGGCAGGAUCCAGGUGUGAACGGAUCUAGGCAAGCUUCUUGCACAGGGGACCAGCAUAGAAAGGCUUAAGAUUUGGAUUUUUAAGGUGAUGAAAUGGGACUGCCGGGAGGAAGCCUCUGCUCAGGCGAAACCAAUAAUGAAUGGAACUGAAUUAAAUCUGGGACGGUCAUAUGUCUGAUCUGGAAGGCCUAAUAUAGAAGACCGGAUGCAGGCAUUAAUUCGGUCAAGACUAUGUUUUAGAUGGGGUGUGGUGGGAGUUGAGGAUAGGGUCUCAAUAAAUAUCUCUUUUACUUCUGGGAA